AUGACAACAGAGCCGUCGUCGCCCAGGAGGCGGCAUAUUUUGGCUUCCAUCAACCAUGCAGAGCCACCCUUGCCAUCGGCAAAGGGGCCAGAGCAUCAUUCGCCUAAAGAGGAUGUUAUGACUGAAGAACCGUCUACGAUAAAAACUGGCGAAGACGCAGCGCCAGAGUACCGCGAGCGCAAAUCAUCGAAAUUCCGCUUCAAGUCAAAGAGACGAUCGCAUCGAUCUUCGCGACACCGAGAACGAGGUUACAGUGAUGAUGACAAGGGUACUUCUCGGCAUACUUCGACGCGGCGGCGGGAUGACGCUGAGGAUGCCAAUGACCAUGAGACAAAAGAUCGAGAAAGCUCACACCGCGAUACCCACCGCGAUAGGCGCCAUCGACACCAUCACAGACACAAGCGGCGGCGGGAGCGUUCUAGAAGCCGUUCGCCUACACCCCCAAACCCUUAUGGCCCCCCGCCACUGAGUCCUGAGACUGCCUUUCGGGAGUCCCUCUUCGAUGCCAUGGCCGACGAUGAGGGAGCUGACUACUGGGAGGGUGUCUAUGGCCAACCAAUCCAUGUAUACUCGAAUCAAAAGGCCGGUUCACAAGGAGAGCUCGAGCAGAUGGACGACGAAGAGUACGCUGCAUACGUCCGGCAGAAAAUGUGGGAGAAGACGCAUCAAGGGCUCUUGGAAGAGAGGGCAAGACAGGAAGAGCAAAAGAAACAAAAGGAUGAAAAGGAAAAGGAAGCGCGAAGACUGACCAAGGAAAUGGAGGAAAGUCUACGGCGUGGUGAAGAAAGACGAAAACGAAAGAGCUGGAAGGUCAAGUGGGACGAGUAUACCCAGGCGUGGUCAGACUGGAACGGUACAGUCGAAGCCAUGAGUUGGCCAGUCCUCGAUGGCAGCCCAUCCAGCAUCAACAGCGAGAAUGUCAGGGAUUUCUUCAUCAAAGGCCUUGACCCCCUCGAGAUUGGCGAGAAGGAGUUUCUAGCACGGCUGAAAGACGAAAGAGUUCGCUGGCAUCCUGACAAGAUGCAACAAAAGUUGGGCGCACAGUUUGAUGGGACGGUCAACCGAAAUGUUACGGCAGUCUUUCAGAUCAUCGAUAAGCUUUGGUCAGAUACCCGGCCCAAGUGA
This is a messenger RNA of Pestalotiopsis fici W106-1, 1125 nucleotides long. RefSeq lists its product as uncharacterized. The record is from RefSeq and is a predicted model, not a curated record. Bases 1 to 1125 code for a protein of 374 amino acids. The transcript has a single exon. Gene Ontology annotation, biological process: canonical NF-kappaB signal transduction. Lineage: Eukaryota; Fungi; Ascomycota; Sordariomycetes; Amphisphaeriales; Sporocadaceae.